Molecule: messenger RNA, 2568 nt
Organism: Mesocestoides corti
Lineage: Eukaryota; Metazoa; Platyhelminthes; Cestoda; Cyclophyllidea; Mesocestoididae
Source: the annotation of a GenBank genome assembly
AUGAUGUUGCAUGACCUCAGGAUAAGCGGUCUGAGUAAACUGAAGGCACAGGAAAAAUUUGACCUGCUGGACGCCGUGGCUAACGUUAGACCACCUUCGAAGAAGCGAGGUGCUGAAGAUAGCGAGAAUUCUGAAAAUGUUGCUCCGUCAAAAAAAUCCAAGCUUUCAAAAACCACAGACGACUCUACAAAGGAGGCCCUACGAAAGCAAAGCGAAAAGCUCUGGCAUUUGCGGAGCAAACUGGAGGCCGAGGUGUCGAAGAACGCGCUGAUUGGUCUGUUGGAGUUCAACGACCAACACGUCCCCACUGGUCUCGCGUCCCUCCUCGACGCCGUCGUCGAUGGCAUGCUGUUCGGCGCCCUCCUGCCCUGUCCCGAGUGCAAAUCGGGCGCGUUGACCUACGAAAACGGCAGCUAUCGGUGCAAGGGCAUGGCCAGCCAAUGGGCGCGCUGCACGUACUCCACCAUGGAGCCUAAGAGACGCGCUUUUAAGGUCCCCAAGCAGUACCACGACGUCGAGUUGCUUCGCACUUACAAGUACAAACCCCGGGUCCGCCUCUUCGCCGGUGACGCCGCGACAGGUGGAGGCCAAUUCGACAAGAAGGCGCCUCUCGCGGGGCUGCACUUCCUGCUGGACCGCGGACCCUUCCACAACGACCUGACACAACGCGACCUCGCCGCGUCCAUCAAGAAGUUGGGCGGGUCGCUGCUGGCCACGGUGAGGCCCUGGAAGUGCUUGCGUGUCUGGGAGCAUCGUCUUCAAAUAAUCUGUCUCACAGUCCUCUUCUUCUUCACUUUCCAGGUGACGCGUGGUGGGGUCUUCGUGACAACACCAGUUGAAGACACGGAGACGAAGUUGGCUGCCCGCGCACGAGGCCUGGCGAUGCGUCCGCUCUGUUCCACGUAUCUGGACAAACUCGCCAAGGCGAAGACUUCGGCGGAGGUGCAGCAGCUGAUCGACCAGAACCCCAUGGCUGCCGCGUGGCGAGACGCCGAUUCGUCAGCUGUAUCGGAGUCGUCCGAUUCGACUGCAACGCGGCAGGGCGAAAUCGAGCGGGAGAUGGUGAAGAUGCGCGUGAAGGGCGGAGCCGUGGUCGAUCCCGACUCGGGAUUGGUAGAUCGCGCGAGCGUUGCCAGGGACGACGAAGGUCGACCGCUCUCCGCCGUCCUCGGUAUGGUGGAUCUGGUGAAGGGCUACAACUCCUACUACCGGUUGCAAGUUCUACGCUCAGACGAGAACCCCCAGAAGCACUGGUUGUUUCGAUCGUGGGGCCGCAUUGGCACCGACAUCGGCGGCAACAAGGUGGAGCAAUUCCCCAGUGUCCACGGCGCGCUGAGUUUGUUCAAGGACCUCUACGUGGAGAAGACUGGAAACGUCUGGGGCACGACCAGGCAGGACUUCAAGAAGGUGCCCUUCCGCUUCUACCCUCUCGAGAUGGACUACGGUGAAGACGACGAGGUCGGCAAGAAGUUGGAGGUUGUCCACCACGUGGAAUCGAAGCUGCAUGUGCGUCUGCAGGCGCUGAUGAACUUCCUCUUCGACGUCGCGUCGAUGAAUAGAGCUCUUCUCGAGUUUGAGAUCGACGUGAGGAAGAUGCCGCUUGGCAAGAUCUCGCGCGUGCAAAUUCAGGAGGCCUACAGCGUGCUUAGUGACCUCUCCAGCCUCGUGGAGGACCACGUCAAGUCCAGCCGACCCAUCGAAGGCUCCGACAAGAGUCGACUGAUCGGCGACACGACGCGGUUCUACACGCUCAUCCCGCACGACUUCGGCUUGAAGUCUCCGCCGUUGCUUGAUAGUCUAGACGUCAUCAAGACCAAGUCCAGAAUGCUGGAAGACCUUUUGGAGCUAGAGGUGGCGUAUUCCCUUAUGAAAACCGGUGACUCCAGCGUCAAUCCACUUGACGAACAGUACGAAAAGCUGAAGAACAAAAUUGAGCCCCUGGAACGUGACUCGGAGGCGUUCAAGCGGAUUGUGGAGUAUCUGCGCACGACGCACGCCGCCACACACUCCAACUACACCCUCGAGGUGGUGGACAUCUUCGACGUGGAACGCGUCGGCGAAGCGGAACGCUACGAACGCUUCCGAUCCCUGGACAACCGCAUGAUGCUGUGGCACGGCUCGCGGCGCACCAAUUGGCCUGGCAUUCUGGCACAGGGACUGCGCAUCGCACCGCCUGAAGCGCCCUCCACUGGCUACAUGUUCGGCAAGGGUGUCUACUUUGCCGACAUGGCGAGCAAGUCGGCCAAUUACUGCUUCGCUUCGCGUGACUCCUCUCGCGGUUGCAUGCUGCUCUGCGAGGUCGCCCUAGGCAACAUGCAGGCCUGCUUCGCCGCCAACGACAGCCGCCUUCGCAAGGGCUUCAAUAGUCGUAAAGGUGUUGGAGCUACUUGUCCCAGUUCCGAGACGUACUACACCGAUCCCACCAGCGGUGUUGUCUACCCCAUCGGGAAACCGGUCACCUCAGCUGACGUCAAGAGCGAUCUUCUCUACAACGAGUACAUUGUCUACGAUCCUGGUCAGAUCAAGCAGAAGUACCUUGUUUGGUUGGAUUUCAAGUUUAAUUACUAG